This is a messenger RNA of Closterium sp. Naga37s-1, 3720 nucleotides long. Lineage: Eukaryota; Viridiplantae; Streptophyta; Zygnematophyceae; Desmidiales; Closteriaceae. The record is from the annotation of a GenBank genome assembly.
AUGGAUGCGUUCACUGUGCGCGUCGGCGGCGGAAGGCCUUCCGUAGAUGCUGCGCGCAAUUCGCUGAUUACGUCGCCGUUGCUCCUCGAGGAACCCAUCCGACUGGCCUCGAUAUUGGAACACUCUCACUAUCAUAGGUCGGUUCCAUGCCUGACGAAGAUCGUGGGGACGGUAGGCGGCAACUCGAAGACCGUAGAGCAACUGUCGGCUCUGCUGGAAGCGGGCAUGACAGCUGCACGAUUCGACUUUUCUGUGAACGACCAGGAGAACCACCAGGAGACGUACGACAACCUAAGGGCUGCCAUGAAGAAAACGCACCGCAUGUGCGCGGUUGUGUACGACACGCACGGGCCUGAGAUUACCAUAUUCAACAGCAGCAGCGCGACAGUGACGAUGACAGCGGGCAGCACGGUGGUGCUGUCGGGCGACAAGGAUCAACCCGUCACUGCCCAGGCGCUGCCCCUCGCCUGCCCCCAACUCGCCAAGGCGGUGAAGCCAGGGGACGAGGUGUUUGUGGGGCGCUACCUCUUCACAGGCAGUGAAACCACAUCUGUGUGGCUCAAGGUGGAGGAGGUGAAGGGCGACGACAUUGUGUGCACGGUGACCAACACGGCAGAGCUGCAAGGGGACUUCUUCACCGUGCAUGCUGCUCAGGUGGACACGGACAUGCCCAUUCUCUCCAAGGUGGACGAGCGCCACCUGUCCACGUGGGGAGUGAACUGCUUGCCACACAUCAUCUUCCUCUCCUUCACCCGCAAUGCAGAGGACGUCAGAUAUGCUCGCAAAUACCUCGCCCAACUGGGGAAGCUCUCCCAGGCCUUCAUCUUCGCUAAGAUAGAGAGCAUUCAGGGGUUGAGGAGGAUCGACGAGAUUCUGGCAGAAGCAGAUGGGCUUGUGCUGGGCCGAGGCGACCUUGGAAUCGACCUGCCUGCGGAGAAGGUGUUUCUGAUGCAGAAGGUGGCCAUCUACAAGGCCAACAUGGCGGGCAAGCCAUGUGUCAUCUCGCGAGUGGUCGACACGAUGACAGACACGCCCCGCCCCACUCGUGCCGAAGCCACUGACGUCGCUAACGCUGUGCUGGAUGGUGUGGACGCCAUUAUGCUGGGAGCUGAGACGCUCAGAGGGCUGUACCCUACUGAGACGGUUUCAACCGUGCGCCUCAUUUGUGCCGAGGCAGAGAAGGCAUACAACCAGGAGCUCUAUUUCAAGAAGGCGGUGAAGGAAGCCACUGACACCAUGAGCGAGCUCGAAGCCAUGGCCUCAUCCGCGGUGAAAACAGCAGAGAAGGUGCAUGCAGCGGCAAUUGUGGUGUUCACCUCCUCUGGAAGAAUGGCCAGGCUCGUGGCCAAGUACAAGCCAACCAUGCCCGUGCUCACACUCGUCAUUCCGCGCCUCUACGUUGAUAAGCUCAGAUGGACGGUGCAGGGUGAAUUCCCGGCUCACAUGUGUUGUCUUAUGCGUGGCCUCAUCCCCAUGAUGGCUACACCCAAGACACUGGAGCAAAGCGAUGUAUCCACUAACGAGACUGUUCUUAAGGAGGCCAUUCGUCAGGGCCAGCGGGUGCUUCUGGGCCAAGUGGGUCAACUGCUGCUGAGUCGAGUCGAGCCGACAGAUUUUAACCUACCCACCCCCUCUCUUCCCCUCCCCACCCCCUCGUUUCCCCUCCCCACCCCCUAUUUUCCCCUUCCCACCCCCUCUUUUUCCGUCUCCACCCCUCUUUUCCCCUCCCCAACCCCUAUGUUGCCCUUCAAACUCGCAGCAGAAUCAGAGAUAGUGGACAACUCAGGGCCGCUGCUGGGCCGAGUGGGUCAGCUGCAGCAGCAGCUGCACCACCAGCUGCUGCCCUCCUCCUCCCACGCCUCCAUCCAGCCACAACCCUCCAACCCACACGGCCGAAACUACGUCCUGCUCCCUGAGGGCUUGGAUCAGCUACUUCUCCCUGAGGGCUUGGAUCAGCUAGGGGGUUUGGCGUCAGGCGGAUUGGGAGCCUUUGAGUCGACUCAGAAGUCAUCUCAAGGCUCUGAUCAACGAGUUCCCUCUGACGGCUCUGAUAAGCUAGGGCGCUUGGCGGCUGGCGGAGUGGGAGCUGGUGGUGGGGGGAGGGGGAGAGAAGAGGAGCGGGGUGCAGCAGGGAUGGACCAUGGGGGGAUUGUGCCGGAGGGGGUUGUGCCUGACGCAUUGGAUAGGCACAUUCCCAUGUCCAUUCGAAUGAGUCCAGAGCGCCUACAGUUGCCUCUGGAGGCGUUGCCACGUGCCAUCGACAGCAUCGAGCAAAAGAACGUCAUGCUGGCACACCGAGAGCGGUUUGACAAGUUCGGCGAUCUGAUUCGCUGCCACGGUCCUCCCUGUCCCGAUUUCGCCCCCUGCGGCUCUGCCUACCCCAACGUGCACGCGUGCUGGAACGAGCAUCUCGACGCGCCUCUGCUGCUACCCGCUCGCGCGCCCCUCAACUGCCCCAAGAAGGCCCCCCUUAAGAAUCUGCGGGUGCCGUGGCAGAACCAUGACAAGACGUGCUCUCAUUCGAGAGACUUCAACCCCCGAGAGCCGUCCGCCAUGCAGGUGUUUCGCCUGCAUGAGGUCAUGGUGACACACAAGGGCUUCGUCUUCAACGCCACCCACCGAUACGUGCACCAGGGCUGCAAGCGAUUCAACCCAUUCUCCUACCCGCAGGGCCAGAAGGUGCAUCGCAUGAAGCUGGCGUUUGACUGGGGCUACACGCAGGGCAGCAACUUCUACCACUUCCUAGUCGAGGCCAUUCCUUCUUUCUUCGUGGCCGCUGCAGCACUGCCCAACCUCAGAGACACGCCCAUCAUAGCAGAGCGCUUCCAGUGGGACCUAUACGACAGCAUAGGCCGCAUCUUCACAGGUGUGAACGGGUGUCACUACCCAAACAUGGUACUGCACUCAAUCCCCAUUCAAUCUCCUCUCACCUCCUUUGCGCACAUACAGUGGGACCUAUACGACAGCAUAGGCCGCAUCUUCAUAGGGGUGAAUCGGACGGACAUGAGAGCCCUUCAGGCAACCGAGGGGGACCUCUUUCACGUCGACACGCUCUAUUUGCCAAUGUUGCAGGAGUGUGGGGCGCCCAACAAGGCCCUCUGGAUGGAGCUGAGGCGGCACCACCUGCUGCACCCGCAGGGCCUGCCACUCUUCCGCCCCGACUUCUCCUACCACUACCGCCCAGCGCUCUCCUACCAGCAACUCACCCACCUGCCCCCUGACUGGGUGGUGGUGUUGGCGCAGCGGCCGUCAGGGAAGCGCUCCUUCAGCAACGCUGAGGAGGUUAAAGAAGCGGUUCUCGCCGCGUUUCCAGCAGAGAGGGUUGUUGUGUUUGACGGGUCGCUGCAGCUCAUGCAAGGGGGCAGCACUCUCCGACCUCAUCUUCCUGAACCACCCCUUCCUCUCCACUCUCUCCCCCCCACACUGCCCCCAACCCCCCGUAUUUCUCCUUCCACCCGCACUCGUUUUUCUCUCGUCUCAGCGUGUGCCUUGUUUUGCCACACACGGCUCUUUGUGGAAUGGCACGGGGCGACACUCUACCUCGCAUUCAUGCCUCUCACCACUCCCCCCUUCUUCCCCCUCCCCCUCCUCGCCCACUCCUUCCCCCUCCCACCCGCCUCCUCCCCAUUUGGUCCCGCCUUCCUCCCGGUUUCUGUCCCCCACUCAUUUCCCAUCCCCUCCCACACCCCUUCUUCCCCAUUCCCGCAGCCUGUAAUGUAA